AUGACUUGGACGGAAACUCGGGAGGCUUCGGAGAAAAAACUGAAGGCGGGCUUAGCCCAACGUCUGAAGGAGGAUUUGGCGGACCCGGUGGAGGUUUACAUGACAGAGAAGCUGGAGAUCAUGGAAGCGGUUACGUUGGUAACUCUGGAGGUGGGUUUUGUUUAUUAUACUUAUUAUAUGUUAUUGUGUAAAGUUUACUUUUAAUUUAUUGAUAAAGUUUAGUGUUGUUUUAACCAUGUUAAGUUUUAGGCGGCUUUGAAGGAAAUGAUGAUGGAAGAUUCGGCAGACGCGGUGGAAGUUUCGGUGGUAACUCCGGAGGCGAAGAAGGAUUCGGCGGACGCAGUGAUCAAGGAAACAGGAAGCAGCCGCCAUUAUGGAGCUUUUGAAUAA
Molecule: messenger RNA, 390 nt
Organism: Bursaphelenchus okinawaensis
Lineage: Eukaryota; Metazoa; Nematoda; Chromadorea; Rhabditida; Aphelenchoididae
Source: the annotation of a GenBank genome assembly